GACAACUACGUCGCGGUAUAUAAGUGUGUGCAAACCGUAAGUCUGCAUAGAGUAACUGUUAUUUCCAUUCAGUUGUCAAUUCCCGGAAACUGCGCCUUAUAUCCGGAGAGCGAUGCCGUCUCGUUUAAAAGUGUGAAAUAUAACGCGUGAUUUUAAAGCACAACAAUCAACUGACGGAAGGACGAUCCUACAUUCAGAAAUCUCAACAUGAUGUGGCUAUUGGCUCUCGCCGUCCUUGCGACUGCAGCCUAUGCACAAGAUGCCCGGAAGCGAGUAUGCUAUUAUUCCAACUGGUCCCAGUACCGGCCCGGUAUCGGCAAAUACACGCCGGGAAACAUCGACGCGUUCCUGUGCACGCAUCUGAUCUACUCGUUCGCCAAACUGGACAACAACAAGAUCGCCAUGUAUGAGUGGAACGAUGAUCAGUUGUAUACACAGUUCAACAAUCUCAAGAAAGUAAACCCGAAUCUGAAGACUCUUUUGGCUAUCGGAGGAUGGAAUGCCGGAAGUACUGUGUUCUCGAACCUCGUGGCCGAUUCUGCCCUACGGAAACAGUUUGCUGUGCACGCGACGUCGUUCCUGAGACAGUGGGGAUUUGACGGCCUCGAUCUCGACUGGGAGUACCCGGCCAACAGGGGAGGCCCGCCUGCAGACAAGGUCAACUUCAUCAGCUGGAUCAAGGACAUUCUCGCGGAGUUCAAUGCUGACGCCGCUCAGUCGGGAAGGCCGCGUCUUCUUCUUACCGCCGCCGUCGGCGCCGGGAAGGCGACCAUCGACCCAGCGUACGACAUCCCGGAAAUGGCGAGGUUGCUGGAUUUUAUCAACCUGAUGUCGUACGACCUGCAUGGCGCCUGGGAGACGUUCACUGGACACAACGCUCCCCUGUAUGCCCGGGCUGACGAGAGCGGGGAACAGGCGCAACUCAACUUGGAUUGGGCGGCCCGCUACUGGGUACAGAAAGGUUGCCCAAAGUCCAAGCUCAUCAUCGGUCUGGCGACGUACGGGCGUUCCUUCCGACUGAGCAAUCAGGCCAAUUACGGCAUGGGAGCCCCUACCACCGAUCCUGCGCCGACCGGACCUUAUACUAUGGAGGCCGGCUUCCUCGCUUAUUACGAGGUGUGCUUAAUGUUGCAAAACGGCGCAGUGCGUCACUGGCAUUCGGAACACCUUGUACCAUACGCCACACAAGGAAGCACGUGGGUAGGCUAUGAUGACAAACAGAGCUUCAUUAUAAAGCUGGAGUACAUCCGCGAACAAGGCUAUGGCGGCGCAAUGAUCUGGAACAUGGACCUUGACGACUUCCAGCAGACGUGCAGCUCCUCCGACCGCCCGUAUCCGCUGAUGUCCCUGAUGGAGGAGGUACUUGGCGGCUACAGUCCACCAUCAACCGUGUCGCCUACUACAGCGCCUACCACACGCCCGGGCGAGACGACCACGGCUACACGCCCGCCAUCAACCACAGUUUCCACUGGUGCCCCAACUGCGGCUCCUACCGCGGGACCAGGUGGAGAUUGUAGCGGGGUGAAUGACGGUUACUACCCGCAUCCUACCGACUGCUCACGUUACAUCCGUUGCGUAUGGGGUGUGGCCCAUGUUCAUCAGUGUGCCGCCGGUCUGUUGUGGAGCCAGCAGAGGCAGUACUGCGAUUGGGCGUCCAACGUUGAGUGCAAUACUCAAACAACCCAAGGACCAUCAACAUCUACGACGCAAAAACCCACAACGCAAGCGCCCACGACACAGAAACCCACAACGCAAGCGCCCACGACACAGAAACCGACAACGCAAGCGCCCACGACACAGAAAACGACGACGGUGAAGCCCACAACUGGCCCAACUGAACUGCCCGCAGAUUUCUGCGCCAACAAGGCCGAUGGCAUUUACCAACACCCAGGUGACUGCAUCGCAUUUGUGAACUGCCACGCGGGAGUCAACCGCGUGAUGUUCUGUGCGACCGGUCUUUUGUUCAAUCCAGCAAUCAACAACUGCGACUGGGCUUCAAACGUGGACUGCUCGGCCAAGACGGAACCCAGAGUAAUGUCCUUCUGCCAAAACAAGCGCGAAGGUUUGUAUGAAGACCCGCACAACUGUGCGAAGUACUACAAAUGCGCACAUGGGCGGACCGAACUACACACAUGUCCGACUGGAACGAAAUGGAGCACCACUAUUGGCUUAUGUGACUGGACGGUCAAUGUUAAUUGCGGUUCCAGGCCAUAAGCGCUCGAUGACGACAACCCGGACAACAUCUGUGCUGGAGCUGCGGACGGCUUUUACCCAUCACAAUCUAGUUGUCACGACUACUACCAGUGCCAUGGCAACGCGCUCUUCACCAACAGCUGUGGAAACUUUCUUUAUUUUAAUUCAAUAUAUAAAGUUUGCGAUUGGCCGUCAAAUGUUAGAUGCACUGUUAAUAUGAUGAAAAUGAGCCAUUAAACUUAAUUUUAUGCUAGUAAAAAAAUAAUAAUAACUUGUAAAUCCACUGGCAAACACUUGAAUGCGUUCUGUUGAAAGUAUGCUUAUAAAAUUAAUAUUACAUAUUUAACCUGUAUAUCUGUGUGUACAUGUGCGUAUUACGAAACAAUGUAGCUCUUGCUUUUACUGUUGUUUUUAGGGAUGCAACGUGUAGCGAUUUUCUCUCGGUUUGGGUAUGGUCGGGUAUUUUCGGGUCGGAUAGUUAAAUAUAUAAGUAUAUUACAACUUUCACUUCCAUUUCAAGAUUAUUAAUAAAUCUACAACACACACGUUCAGAGUGAUUGUACCUCUUAUAUCUAUUUAAAAGAUCUUAGCUUUGUUAUUCGACUUUAUAUGUUGUGAGUUUUAUAUAAGAUUGUUAAUUUCGUACCAAAUAGUUGUUUCUCAUGCAAAAGUUUUAAAGCUGUUCAGUUAUAUGUGUCAACCUUUGGCAUAAAACGAUUAACCCAUUUAUGCCUAGUGGAAUCUCCCAUCCUUCUAAAUUGGAUAAAUUUAUUUCCCGAAUAAGGGAUGUCUAGUAUAUUUAUUUCUAUAUUUAGAAUAUUUCUUACAGAAAUUCCUUUAAGCAAACAGCUUCUACGCUGUUUGUAAUGGCCUAUAUUUUCUAGACGCUAUGGGUUAAAAAAUAAGUGUAAAAAGUAAUUAAAACAUUAUAUUGACAAUACCAAAAAAGGAAAGAAAACAACACAACUGAUUUCAAGUUUCCAUAAAACAUACAGUAUCAAAGUAAAACUGAAACAAGCUGAGAUAAUUAUUCGUUCUGCCAAUUAUGACUUUGUACUCAUGUCUUAAUUAAACUGUUUAGGAGAAGCAAUCAAAAAAAUGUCUCAAGCGCAUAAUAGUGCUUGAACAUCACUUAGUUUUCAUAAAGAUUAGAACGGUUCGUCCGUCCCCAUUUCGUUUGUUUUGACAGGAAUUUAUCUAUUUAUUCAUGCGUAAAAACGGCAAUUUAAACAUUUAAAAUUAAUAAUGGAAAUUAAUAACAAAAUCUAUUUUUUAAACCUGUUUGUAGGCCUUUGAUAAAACAUAUUUUGAUUUUUACGUAACCAUGUUUACAUUACUGAUUUUAAAACACUAUUGGCGUGUAUUUACGGCAACCCGUUAUUGACAGAACAAAUAAUUCAAUUUUAUUCAUUGUACGUGAGCGUAAAAUUUAUAAGAAUAAACAUUAUGCUGCAGUAAAUAUUGAAAAUAAGCAUCAUUUUUACAUACUUGACCCUAUUCGAAUUUUACGAGUGGAAACCGAAAUCAACCAUUUCAUUGUAACCGUACUUCAAAAUGUUUGGUAAGAUUUUCGGCUACACGUUGCAUCCCUACUUAUUUUAUGUUACACACGCAGCAAGAAAAUGUAUUAUUCCAGUCCAUAUCCGGGUUGUAAUAAAAUAAUUAAAAAACAUG
Molecule: messenger RNA, 3867 nt
Organism: Dreissena polymorpha
Lineage: Eukaryota; Metazoa; Mollusca; Bivalvia; Myida; Dreissenidae
Product: chitotriosidase-1-like
Exons: 14
Coding region: 208-2214 (668 amino acids)
Biological process (GO): chitin catabolic process; carbohydrate metabolic process
Cellular component (GO): extracellular region
Molecular function (GO): chitinase activity; chitin binding
Source: RefSeq, a predicted model, not a curated record